UCUGCUAACUAGGCUGUCCCCCCGCUAUGGAUGGAGGGGAUGCCGGUAAGGAUGGCUGUACGACCCCUAGCGCCAGCGCCGUUAUCCGAGGAGCGAUUGUUGCUGUCAAUUCCUACCAGGAAUCUAACAGGAGAGGAAAGGGCAGCCUGCCGUCGCUGGUUUACCGGCGAGCAGCCGCGCCGGACUGGGAAAUGGAAGAGACUGAACUGGGAGCGGGCAGAGAGGCGGUAGGGAGGAGAUUCCCGGCCGGGGACUCUGUCAGCAUGAGCGGCGGCCAGAGAGGCGGCAGGGGCAGUACGGGCAGCAGCGCCGGCGAAGCAGCCGCCAAGAAAGAUGCUGCCAGCCAGAGACAGGAGCACUCGGUGACGGGAUCAAGCGCCAGAGAGCCGGUCUCUCGCUUCAGGAUCACUGCCGCCUCUUCGCCCACCUUGGGUCCUGCCCAGCUCCGCCAGCAGCCAGCAUCAUCAUCAUCACAGUCCAUCCCACAGAGGAGCGUGGGCUUCUCCAGGGCAACCCGAGCUUCCGUCUCGUCCAGCGCGGGCGAGGCCACCCCGGAUCAGAUUGUGCCGGCUGCCUCGGCGGAGGCGGAGGCGGAGGAUUACAGCUACUCGAACCAGUCCACAUACAUGCAGAGGCAAUUCGCGGCCAUGCUGCAGCCCGGGGUCAACAAGUUCUCUCUGCGGAUGUUCGGGAGCCACAAGGCGGUGGAACUCGAGCAAGCGAGGGUUAAAUCGGCCGGCUCCUGGAUUAUUCACCCCUACAGUGAUUUCAGGUUCUACUGGGACCUGAUCAUGCUGUUCCUGAUGGUGGGGAACCUGAUCAUCCUGCCCGUUGGCAUCACCUUCUUCAAGGACGAGAACACGCCCCCGUGGAUCGUCUUCAACGUGGUCUCGGACACGCUGUUCCUCGUGGACCUGGUGCUGAACUUCCGCACAGGCAUCGUGAAGGAGGACAACACGGAGAUCAUCCUGGACCCCCACGAAAUCCGCACGCGCUACCUGAAGAGCUGGUUCCUCGUGGACUUUGUCUCCUCCAUCCCCGUGGACUACAUCUUCCUGGUGGUGGACCUGGAGACGCACGUGGACUCGGAGAUGUACCGCACCGCCCGGGCUCUGCGCAUCGUCCGCUUCACCAAGAUCCUGAGCCUGCUGCGCCUGCUGAGGCUCUCCAGACUCAUCCGAUACAUCCACCAGUGGGAAGAGAUCUUCCACAUGACCUAUGACCUGGCCAGUGCGAUGGUCCGGAUCGUGAACCUCAUCGGGAUGAUGCUGCUCCUCUGCCACUGGGACGGCUGCCUGCAGUUCCUGGUGCCCAUGCUGCAGGAGUUCCCUGAGGACUGCUGGGUCUCCAUUAACAACAUGGUGAAUGAUUCCUGGGGUACGCAGUACUCCUACGCCCUGUUCAAGGCGAUGAGUCACAUGCUGUGCAUCGGUUAUGGGGCGCAGGCCCCCGAGGGGAUGACGGAUCUGUGGCUCACGAUGCUCAGCAUGAUCGUGGGGGCCACGUGCUACGCCAUGUUCAUCGGCCAUGCCACGGCGCUCAUCCAGUCACUGGACUCCUCGCGCCGCCAGUACCAAGAGAAGUACAAGCAGGUGGAGCAGUACAUGUCGUUUCACAAGCUCCCCGGAGACGUGAGGCAGCGUAUCCACGAGUACUACGAGCAUCGCUUCCAGGGCAAGAUGUUCGAUGAGGAGAACAUCCUGGGAGAGCUGAGCGAGCCCCUCAAAGAGGAGAUUGUGAAUUUUAACUGCCGCAGCCUGGUUGCGAACAUGCCCCUGUUUGCCAACGCGGACCCCAACUUCGUGACGGCCGUGCUGACCAAGCUGCGCUUCGAGGUGUUCCAGCCCGGAGACUUCGUCGUGCGCGAGGGCACCGUGGGCAAGAAGAUGUACUUCAUCCAGCACGGCGUGGUGAGCAUCCUCACCCGCGGCAACAAGGAGACCAAGCUGUCCGACGGCUGCUACUUCGGGGAGAUCUGCUUGUUGACUCGAGGUCGUCGCACGGCCAGCGUUCGGGCGGACACGUACUGUCGGCUCUACUCCCUCUCGGUGGGCAGCUUCAACGAGGUGCUGGAGGAGCACCCCAUGAUGAGGAGAGCCUUCGAGAACGUGGCCAUGGACCGACUCGACCGCAUCGGUAAGAAGAACUCUGUCCUGCUGCGGACGGGCUCUGCGGACCCGAGUGGGGGGGCACGGGGGGGGCGGUAUGGCUCCUGCGACAGCGAGAUCGUUCAUCAGAUCGUGAAGCACGACCAGGACAUGGCGGCACACACCCUCCAGGACCUGCCCGCCCCGCGAACUGUCAUCUGGGCGCCCCUGGUCCACGCGCCGCUCCAGACAGCCGCUGCCACCACCAGCGUGGCCAUCGCCCUGACGCACCACCAGCACCCCCAGCACCCCAUCUACCUGCCCCCCCCGCUGGCAGCCUCACCCUCCACCCACACGCCCUCCCCUCCCCGGGGCUCCCCUCUCUCCCUGGCCUCCUGCCAGGAUCCCCAGGCUGGCAAACCCCCCCUGCCUCCCAGGUCCCACCCUAAUCUAGCCUCAGGCUCCCGCCCGGCUUCUAUUAGCUCUCUGGGGGCUCUGAGUGGAGGGGGAGGGGGGGUGGCCCCUCGAGCGCACGCCCCCAGAUCCCCGUCCGGUUCUGUGUCAUCCGCUUCUUCCCAGAACCAGCCGGGGGUCUACCCCGUCCCUCCUCCCACGAGCCCCCCUCCUCCUCCUCCCCCUCCCACUCCCCCUCCCAUUCCCAGCCGGGGCGGGGGGAGAGGCAGGGGAGAGGAGCCUCAGAAACAGCCCCAAGUCCCGCUGUCCCAGACGCGAGCCAGCUCCCUCUCCACCUCCCUCCUGCAGCAGCAGCAGCAGCAGCAGCGACGGCCCCCCGGGGGCAGGACUCUGCACUCCAGCUUCCGGGCCCUGCCCGCCCCCCCCUCGCAGAGGCAGACGGGCCGCAGCAUCAGUGGCAGCUCCACUCCCCAGCAGCAGGGGGCGCUGGCGGGGGCGGUCGGCAGGCUGUCUCGGGAGGGCCGGCUCCUCUCCGCCUCCCAGCCCUCGCUGCCUCACAGGGGCUCCCAGGGGCAGCUGCACCUCCAGCGGCCUGGAUCCCGGCAGAGCCACCCGGAGCCGCUGCAGUGCUUCCUGGACCGCAGCCACUCGCAGUACAGCCGCAAGGCCUCCGGGGGCAGCCUCACCCCCUUCCUGCCCUCCUUCUACCCACCAUCCCCCUCCUUCUUCUCCACCUCCUUCUCUUCCUCCUCCCCUUCCUCCAACCCCCAGUCUCCCUCCGUCGCUCCCGGGGGGCAGCUGGCCAGGAGGUGCGCGGGCAGCGCGGGCAUGCUGUCGGGCACCCCUCCCGGCACGCCAGGCAGCACGGGUCCUUCUGUCAGUGGACAGCAGCAGCAACUCCUUCCUCCUCCUCUUACUACUACUUCUUCUUCUUCUGCUGCAGCUGUUUUACCUUCCCUCGCUCCUCCUCUCUCCCCCUCCCCCCAUGCCUCAGUCCCACAGUCCUCCGCCAGCGCCAAGGCUAUCCCACAAUCCUCUCCUGCUGUCUCACAGUCAUCCGCCAGCGCCAAGGCUAUCCCACAAUCCUCUCCUGCUGUCUCACAGUCAUCCGCCAGCGCCAAAGCUAUCCCAAAAUCCUCUCCUGCUGUCACACAGUCCUCCGCCAGCGCCAAGGCUAUCCCACAAUCCUCUCCUGCUGUCUCACAGUCAUCCGCCAGCGCCAAAGCUAUACCACAAUCCUCUCCUGCUGUCUCACAGUCCUCCGCCAGCGCCAAGGCUAUCCCACAAUCCUCUCCUGCUGUCUCACAGUCCUCCGCCAGCGCCAAGGCUAUCCCACAAUCCUCUCCUGCUGUUCAACAGUCCUCCACCAGCGCCAAUGCUAUCCCACAGUCCUCCACCAGCGCCAAGGCUAUCCCACAAUGCUCUCCUGCUGUCUCACAGUCCUCCACCAGCGCCAAGGCUAUCCCACAAUCCUCCACCAGCGCCAAGGCUAUCCCACAGUCCUCCACCAGCGCCAAGGCUAUCCCACAAUCCUCUCCUGCUGUCUCACAGUCCUCCACCAGCGCCAAGGCUUUCCCACAAUCCUCUCCUGCUGUCACACAGUCCUCCGCCAGCGCCAAGGCUUUCCCACAAUCCUCUCCUGCUGUCACACAGUCCUCCGCCAGCGCCAAGGCUAUCCCACAAUCCUCUCCUGCUGUCUCACAGUCCUCCACCAGCGCCAAGGCUAUCCCACAAUCCUCUCCUGCUGUCUCACAGUCCUCCGCCAGCGCCAAGGCUUUCCCACAAUCCUCUCCUGCUGUCACACAGUCCUCCGCCAGCGCCAAGGCUAUCCCACAAUCCUCUCCUGCUGUCUCACAGUCCUCCGCCAGCGCCAAGGCUUUCCCACAAUCCUCUCCUGCUGUCACACAGUCCUCCGCCAGCGCCAAGGCUAUCCCACAAUCCUCUCCUGCUGUCACACAGUCCUCCGCCAGCGCCAAGGCUAUCCCACAAUGCUCUCCUGCUGUCUCACAGUCCUCCACCAGCGCCAAGGCUAUCCCACAAUCCUCUCCUGCUGUCCCACAGUCCUCCGCCAGCGCCAAAGCUAUCCCACAAUCCUCUCCUGCUGUCUCACAGUCCUCCGCCAGCGCCAAGGCUAUCCCACAAUCCUCUCCUGCUGUUCAACAGUCCUCCACCAGCGCCAAGGCUAUCCCACAAUCCUCCACGACUUCCCCACAAACCCCCACUGCUGCCCCUGGCUCUGCUGCUCUAGCCCCUGCGAGCCUGAGCUCCGUGGUGCCGGGAGGAGGCAGCAAACAGCAGCCCCCCCGCAUGUGAAGAGCACGCCAGCAACACGCCCCGGAACUGGGACCACAGCCCUGUGACACUGAACCACCUACUCCUGUUCAACAGACAGACAGACAGAGACAGACAGACAGACAGACAGACACGCACGCACGCACGCACGCACGCACGCACGCACGCACGCGCACGCGCACGCACGCACGCACACACACACGUGUUCAGUCCUCAGGGGUCCCAGUCUCUCCUUCUUCCAAACCUCUCAUCACCAAAGCAUUAACUAAAAAGCAAUCCUUUCUUUGUUCGUUUUUUUGCAAGUUUCGUUCAGUGUUGUGUUUUUUUAAUUUGUUUUGAUAAAUUGUAUGUAUGUAAAUAUUCAUGUAACACGUGACAAAAUCUUCUUACCUUUAACCCCACCCCCCAAAAACCCUCUCACCUGUGGGCAGCCGCGAUCUCCAGCCGUGUCUCUCUGUGCUUCUCAAUGCAGAGCAGGAUUCAGUCACACCUUGUGUUAUCUGAACCACAAAUGAAACCACAGCUUCUGCUAUUAAAAAAAAAGAGUGCAUCACGCGGCGUUCAGCUUUUAGAAGCGGACAGUAAAGCAAGCAAACAGGAGAGCAGCUCCAAACUGAGCCCGCGGUGCUGUUCCGCAUGCCCCUCUCCGUGCGUGCGCUGCUCAGCCCGUCAGUACCGCGGUGAUCUUUCAUCAAGGUCACCUCACACUCCAGGCAGCGUUUAUAACGCGUGCGGGGAAGCGGGUUUCAGGAUCUCACAUCGAGAUGGUGGAGAUUGCUUCACGUCCAUUGGAAACUGUUCAAUGUAACUGAGCCACGCCCCCCUGUAGCCAAUAGCAGGGGGUGUGGUCAUCGAGAGCUUGGCUUGCCCCUCCCCUUUGAUGCCAAACGCCUGUCUUGUGUGUGUCGAAUCACCAAAGACUCGGUCCUGGAAGCCCACCCCCACAACCCCACACCCCCCACACCCCCACAACCCCACACCCACACAGCCCCACAACCCCACAGCCCCACAUCCCCACAGCCCCACAGCCCCACCUCCCCACAACCCCACAGCCCCACACCCCCACAGCCCCGUCCCUCCCCCGCACAGUGAGUUUGGACUCUUGCGCAUAUUAACUAGCUGUACAUAGUGGGUAGGUUUUUUUUUUUUUUUCGGUGGUUGUAAAUAUUAUAAUUUAACGAGAAAAAUAUUUUAGGGUGGGGAAAACAAAAAAUAAGAAAUCUUUGUAAUGGCAAAUCAUGUAAAUAAAGAUGAAAAAAAAAGAAGAAUUGA
Molecule: messenger RNA, 6065 nt
Organism: Acipenser ruthenus (sterlet)
Lineage: Eukaryota; Metazoa; Chordata; Actinopteri; Acipenseriformes; Acipenseridae
Product: potassium/sodium hyperpolarization-activated cyclic nucleotide-gated channel 1-like
Biological process (GO): transmembrane transport; potassium ion transport
Cellular component (GO): membrane
Molecular function (GO): voltage-gated potassium channel activity
Source: RefSeq, a predicted model, not a curated record